Messenger RNA from Caenorhabditis remanei, 765 nucleotides. RefSeq lists its product as uncharacterized. The record is from RefSeq and is a predicted model, not a curated record. The transcript has 5 exons. The coding region runs from base 1 to 765 and encodes 254 amino acids. Lineage: Eukaryota; Metazoa; Nematoda; Chromadorea; Rhabditida; Rhabditidae.
AUGCUUCCUGUUGUUCACUUACCAUAUCCAUUAUUGAGAGCUACAGGAUACUUGGCUGAUUGGGGAUUUAGUGGAUUAUUCCAGUUUUACUUUUUGUCUGCUCUAAUCAUACAAACCGGUUGCUCUGUCAUGGAAAUGUUUUACUUCCGAUAUCGAGCCAGUGUUUUUGACUAUAAUGAGAAGAGGUUCACGAAGUUUGUAAAAUCAUUCACGCUUGCAUUUCGAUUUUUGACUAUUCUGUUUCCCACAAUAACUUUUGGAACCUUUUUCUACAGUAUAAAACUUCAGGAAGAGUACAAAAAAGAACUUGCAAUGAAAGAUCCGUCAAUUCCAGAGAUAACUUGCUAUUCCUCUGUUCUUGUUGCCCCAUUUUCAGAUUCUGUCAUGAUUAGUACAAUGGUCAUGUGGCUAGGAUGUAUUGUUUGCACAUUUUCAGUUAUUCCAAGUACCACAAUCUAUCUGAAUUCCCAUUUACGUAAUACUAAAAAUAUGUCGCCAGGAGUUGUCAGAAUGCAGAAAAUGUUGCUUUCUAGUUUGAUUGUGCAGACAUUUGUUCAUGGUAUAAUGCUAGGAGUACCAAAUAUCAUGUUUGUUUACACAAUAUAUUUUGGAUCUGAUCUUGAAGUUGCCGCAUAUGUAGCCUUCAUCUGUUUGACAUUCCAUGGUUUUCUAUCUACUAUUGCUAUGAUUAUAUUCACAAAACCAAUUCAAAAUGGGAUUUUGGAAGUGUUCAGAUGUUCGGUAGCAAAGUUUUUAAGUUUUUAA